Oldenlandia corymbosa var. corymbosa is the source of this 276-nucleotide messenger RNA. The record is from the annotation of a GenBank genome assembly. Lineage: Eukaryota; Viridiplantae; Streptophyta; Magnoliopsida; Gentianales; Rubiaceae.
AUGGAGGACGUUCGUAGUCUGAGUAUUAUAGGCCAGCGUACUUUCGACGCGGACUCCUUUGGUUAUGAUCGCUUAGGCGAGAUUGCCCAGGUUGCUGAGCGGGCGUUGUCCGUCAAUGCAACAAAUGUUGUACGGCACGAUCUCGAUAGGCAUGUUGAGGGUGAGGAUGAGGCUGAGGAUGAGGAUGAGGAUGAGGCUGAGGAUGCAGACCAGGAUGAUCAGUUUGAGGGUCAGGGUUAUCAGCGCCAUGAGGAGCGUGGAUCGAGUCGACUCUAG